Empidonax traillii (willow flycatcher) is the source of this 3097-nucleotide messenger RNA. It is a transcript of the gene VPS33A, whose product is annotated as VPS33A, CORVET/HOPS core subunit. The record is from RefSeq and is a predicted model, not a curated record. The transcript is spliced from 13 exons. Gene Ontology annotation, cellular component: CORVET complex; lysosome. NCBI's taxonomy places the organism in Eukaryota, Metazoa, Chordata, Aves, Passeriformes, Tyrannidae. Bases 7 to 1812 code for a protein of 601 amino acids. Gene Ontology annotation, biological process: intracellular protein transport; vesicle-mediated transport.
GCGGCCAUGGCGGCGCACCUGAGCUCGGGCAGGGUGAACCUGACGGCGCUGAGGGAGGCGGGGCGGCGAGAGCUCCGCGAGUUCCUCGACAAGUGCGCGGGCUCCAAGGCCAUCGUGUGGGACGAGUACCUGACCGGGCCCUUCGGGCUGAUCGCGCAGUACUCUCUGCUCAAGGAGCAUGAGGUGGAGAAGAUGUUCACGCUCAAGCCGGGCCGGCUGCCCCCGGCCGACGUCAAGAACAUCAUCUUCUUCGUCAGGCCCAAGCUGGAGCUAAUGGACAUUAUCACCGACAACGUGCUCAGGGAGGACAGAGGCCGCUCUCCCCAGAGGGAUUUCCACAUCCUGUUCGUGCCGCGCCGCAGCCUCCUGUGCGAGCAGUGGCUGAAGGAGCAGGGCGUGCUGGGCUCCUUCAUCCACCGCGAGCAGUACAGCCUGGACCUCAUCCCCUUCGACGGGGACCUGCUCUCCAUGGAGUCUGAGAGCGCCUUCAAGGAAUGUUACCUGGAGAGCGACCAGACCAGUCUGUACCAUGCAGCAAAGGGGCUGAUGACACUGCAGGCUCUCUACGGAACCAUCCCGCAGAUUUUUGGGAAGGGCGACUGUGCUCGGCAUGUGGCCAACAUGAUGAUCAGGAUGAAGCGGGAGUUCCCUGGGAGCCAGAACUCCAUUUUUCCCGUCUUUGAUACCCUCUUGCUGCUGGACCGCAACGUCGACCUGCUGACGCCGCUGGCCACGCAGCUGACCUACGAGGGGCUGAUAGAUGAGAUCUAUGGCAUCCAGAACACUUAUGUGAAACUCCCUCCUGAGAAGUUUGCCCCAAAGAAGCAGGGUGAGGGCGGGAAGGAUCUCCCCACGGAGCCCAAGAAGCUGCAGCUGAACUCCGCAGAGGAGUUGUACGCAGAGAUCCGCGACAAGAACUUCAAUGCUGUGGGGUCAGUGCUCAGCAAGAAAGCCAAGAUCAUCUCAGCAGCCUUUGAGGAGAGGCACCACGCCAAGACGGUGGGGGAGAUCAAGCAGUUUGUGUCGCAGCUGCCCCACAUGCAGGCGGCCAGGAGCUCGCUGGCCAACCACACCUCCAUCGCAGAGCUCAUCAAGGACAUCACCACAUCUGAAGAUUUCUUCGAUAAUUUAACAGUGGAGCAAGAGUUCAUGUCUGGAAUAGACACAGACAAGGUUAACAAUUACAUUGAAGACUGCAUAGCUCAAAAACAUCCAUUAAUCAAGAUCCUGCGUCUGGUUUGCUUGCAAUCCGUGUGCAACAGUGGAUUGAAGCAGAAGGUUCUGGACCAUUACAAGAGAGAGAUUCUCCAGACUUAUGGCUAUGAACAUAUAUUGACCUUAAACAACCUGGAAAAAGCUGGACUGCUGAAACCUCAGACAAGUGGCAGGAAUAACUACCCCACGAUCAGGAAAACGCUGCGCCUGUGGAUGGACGAUGUUAACGAACAGAACCCCAACGACAUCUCGUACGUGUACAGCGGCUACGCCCCCCUGAGCGUGCGCCUGGCACAGCUCCUGGCCCGCCCGGGCUGGAGGAGCAUCGAGGAGGUGCUCAAGAUGCUGCCAGGGCCCCAUUUUGAGGAGAGGCAGCAGUUACCCACUGGCCUUCAGAAAAAGCGUCAGCACGGGGAGAACAGGGUCACUCUGGUGUUCUUCCUGGGAGGGGUGACCUACGCCGAGAUCGCCGCGCUCCGGUUCCUGUCCCAGAUGGAAGAUGGAGGCACAGAGUAUGUCAUUGCCACUACAAAACUCAUCAAUGGAACAACCUGGAUCAAAUCCUUGAUGGAAAAACUGGAGCCUGCCCCUUUCUAGGGUGUGUGGUGAGAGACAGUGAAGCGAGAGGCGUUGUGUGACACAGGCGUGGCUGGUCCUGGCUCUGCUGCUUGGACACUGGAGGAACACGGCAGUGAAAGGAGCUCUCCUGAGACCAGCUCGUGAUCCAGUGACCCUUCAUCCCUUCUGCACUUGUGUUCCAGCCCUUUGUGGAACAUCCUAUUAGACAAGCAGUGCUGGGAGGCACUAAGGAUGGAAUAAACCACGGGAGAGAAUGAGGAAUCCCUGCUCGUGCUCUGACCUGGCAGCCAAGCCCUGGGGGAGUGGGGAUGUGCCCUGGUCCUUCUCUUUGGCAAAUUGCUGCUUUUUUUUCUUUCAGUUUAGUUUUGGUGGGAGAUGGAGGGGGAGGAUGUUUUCUGUUCCUGAUUUCAUAGCAGUAUUCCCAGUCUGUCUCUCUCUGGUGCUCGGUACAUUCCAUGGCUGCACUGGCUGUGUUUGUCAGAGAUCUGUGCCUCUGACCCUUGAGCCUUUCACUUCACUUGCUCCUUGAAGGGAUCGUUGUGAGGUGGCUUGUUUGUCCCAGGUACUCCCACCUGCCUGUGGAAAGCUACUCCAGGGUAUGAAUUACAUCAGCGUGGCAGGAGCUGAUGGUUGAAGACACACAAACACUCCCAGGGUGGGACUUGGGCCAAAACCAGCAACAACAGGGGCCCAGUAAACAGCGGGUCUAAAACAGACACUUUUUUCACCCCCCUGCUGAGGUUCUAAACUGGUCCUCGCUGUCACAAGGUGUUGUAGAGCUCAAACUUAUAAAAUGGAAUUUUCCACGGGCUCGGUGACUGCGUUGACUGCGCCCUUGGUGUUGCUGAGCCAACGUGUGUGCAAGAGGAAUCUUCCAGGGGCUGGGAAGGAGGGCAGGGGUGGUGUUGGUGCCGAGUGGGCACAGUCACUGUUCCCACAGGCUUUAACAGCCCCCACGGGAGAAUCCUAAUUAGUUAAAGACAACAACAACAAAAAAAACAAACCACAACUUAAAUCACUUUCUUACCAAGCAUUUCUGCGUUUAGUUAUCCUGCAUAAUAUGGCCCAAUAAACCCUUUCUUUUUUCCCAGUUGUCACAGUUGUGACUGUGAGGUUUGGCCCGUUGUUUUAUUUUCUGAGUUCUGCCAAACGAAGGCCCUUCAUUGGCCCCCUCUGUCUGCUUAACCUCAAUUAUUAGAAUAAAAUAAAGAGGUAUUUGAUCUUUUUUUGGAAGUGUUUACACUCUCUGGAAUACGAAAAUAAAUAAAGCAAAACCCUGCACUGUGGUAGCUGUGUUCUUCUG